This is a messenger RNA of Phasianus colchicus (ring-necked pheasant), 1623 nucleotides long. The record is from RefSeq and is a predicted model, not a curated record. NCBI's taxonomy places the organism in Eukaryota, Metazoa, Chordata, Aves, Galliformes, Phasianidae.
GACCCCCCCAUUCCCCUCUGUUUCCCCCCAGGGGUCUCCUCCGGGCCGUGCCCCCUUUCUCAAGGGCCCUCAUAUGGAGUGCAGUGCAGGAUCUGAUGGCACCAAAGGGAACGGAACCCGAUGAAAGCAUUCACAGCUUCGCCCGGCGCCGUUUUGGGGCAGAGGUGGCCGACGUGGCUGUGGACAGUCUGUGCAGGGGGGUGUUUGCUGGGGAUUGUAGACAGCUCAGCAUCCGUUCCUGUUUCCCUGCUCUGUUCCAGGCUGAGCGCACGCGGCGCUCUGUGCUGCUGGGGUUGGUGAUGGGAGAGGGACGUCCAGGUGGGGCCACGUCAGCGUUGCUCCUGAGGGCACGGGCAGAACGUUGGACGCAGUGGGGGCUGAAGGGGGGGAUGCAGACCCUGCCUGAAGCCAUCGCUGCCUUCCUGCAGCCACGCCGUGCUGAGCUGCUGCUCCAUGCAGAGCUGCAACGCCUGCAGCUGCAGCACAACGGCACCUGGCAGGUCACCCUACCCGACAGCACCAUCACCGCAGACCACGUCAUCAGCGCGCUCCCCGCUGCAGCCCUGGCACGGGUGCUGCCCCCCGAGGCUCAACCAUUGGCACAUGAGCUGACCCACAUCCCUGCAGUGACGGUGGCCGUGGUGAACCUCCAAUAUCGCGACGUGACGCUGCCCGUCACGGGUUUUGGGCAUUUGGUGCCUUCCUCUGAGGAUGAAGCACUGCUGGGCAUUGUCUAUGAUUCCGUGGCGUUUCCGCAGCACGAUGGCACUGGGAGCCCCUCCGUGCGGCUGACGGUGAUGCUGGGAGGCUCCUGGUUCCACCGAAGUUUUGGGGAUCCCACAACAGCCCCCAAAGCUGUGUUAUUGCAGCGGGCGCAGCGGGCAGUGAAGGAGCAACUGGGGUUGGUGGGGACCCCGGUGAGGUCCAUGGUCAGAGUGCAACAGUCCUGCAUCCCGCAGUACACGCUGGGCCAUUGGCAGCGUAUGGAGCGCAUCGGGCGCUUGGUGGAGGAGCAGCGGUUGCCCCUCAGCCUCAUCGGCGCCUCCUACAGCGGGGUCUCCGUCAACGACUGCAUUGCCAGCGCCAAAGCGGCCGUGGGGAGGCUGCUGGGGGGCUGAGCCCCAUGACAGGGGUGUGAAACCCACCCUGAGGGGGUUGUGAGCCCCGUUAGUAAGGUGCUGAGCCCCACAGCUGGGGGCUGAGAGUCGUUAGUGAGGUGCUGAGCCCGGCAGUGGGAUCUGAGCCCCAUAUUGUGGGGGUUGAGCAUCGCGGUGUGGGGCUGGCUGACCCCAAGACAGCAGCAGCAAUGGGGCAAAAAGCUUUAGGGUGGUUUUCUUUUGAUUUUUUUUUUUGAUUUUUUUUUUUUUUUCCCUUUUUUAAUCGAAAAAGCCCCUUAGAAAGGCGCAGGGAGCAGCGAACAUCGAAUAAAUAACCUCACACCCACAGCAGAACCCGCAGCCCAGUGGGGGGGGAAAGAAGGGGGAGUGGGGCUGGGGGACCCCUGAGCCCAUCAGCGACGUCCUCCUGUGGGGCUGCCCCAUAGCGACCAGCAGUCCUGCAGCUCUAUGCGUGCUGAUCCCAUAGUCUCUCUCCAGCAAGGCAACAGCACCGUGUGCCGAGAGG